UCAGUCCUCGUCACGCUGACCUGCUCCGUGUCGGACCGCGAGCGGACACAGUUAGUAGCGGCGGAGCGGUGACCGCGCGUCGGGGUGGAAACUAAGCGCACCAACCGGACCGUGUGUUUCUUUUUAACCGUUUUUUGGUCCCUUAAUUAAAUAUUUUUUCCCUCGUCUCCCGGUCGGUGCUCCGUCCUCCGCCACCCCGCACGACACGAGCCGGAGGAUGCUGUCGUUACAAGCCGCCCGGUGGUGACGUCCUCACGGAGUAACAGCGAGGUGUGACCCCGGUCCGCACGGGUGUCCAGCCCCCCCUCCCCACUUUCGCCUCCCCGAGAGAGAGAACGGAUCUCCGGGUCGAUGCGCAGCGCUGGUCACGACAUUACAACCGGACAGAAAUUAAGAAACGGAAUUGGAGGAAUGUGCCUGUCUUCUAGGAUUGUUUGAUUUAUUUCUACGGUCUUUCUUUGUUUUUUCCCGGCGUUGUGGAUUGUUAAUUUCGGGGUGUUGUUCGAUUUUCCAUUUUUUUUCUCACGGCUCCAUCUGGUUACCGAGGAGGAGCGGAGCCUGUAGCCGAGGCUGGAGCGCCCAGAGCCGGGUAACCGCGCGGCUGUCCCCCGGUCCAGGGCGAUCCCGAGGGGCGGAGCCAUGGCGGCGCCGAGGCGCUGCUCCCUCUUGUGCCUGGCGCUCGCCCUGCUGGCGGCGUGCGGCGCUGCGCCCUCCGACCUCCUGUACCGGGUCCCCGAGGAGCAGCCGCCCAACUCGCUGGUCGGCGGCCUGGCGGCGGACCGCGGCCUGCCGGACUCGGGCCACCUGUACAAGCUGGAGGUGGGGGCGCCCUACCUGCGCGUGGACGGCAGGACGGGCGACAUCUUCACCACGGAGGUGCCUCUGGACCGCGAGGCGCUGCGAGACUGCCGCCACGCCGCGGGCGGCGAGUGCUUCCUGGAGUUCGAGGUGUCCAUCACCGACAUGGCGGCGGGCUCGGGCCCCCGGCUCAUCGAGGGCCGCGUCCAGGUGCUGGACAUCAACGACAACACGCCGCAGUUCUCCUCGCCCAUCCUGGCGCUCUCCGUCCCCGAGAACACGCCCGUGGGCGCCCUGUUCUCCAUCCCCGCGGCGACCGACCGGGACGCCGGCGCCAACGGCGUGGCCGAGUACACGCUGAGCGCCGGGCCCGACGCCGACCGGCUGUUCGGCCUGCGGGUGUCCGAGGACUCUGACGAGAAGCAGCCGCAGCUGGUCGUCAUGGGCGACCUGGACCGCGAGCGCAAGGACUCGUACGACCUGAACGUGCGCGUGGUGGACGGGGGCACGCCGCCGCGGGCGAGCAGCGCCCUGCUGAGGGUCAGCGUCACGGACCAGAACGACAACGCGCCGCGCUACGAGAGGAGCGGCUACCAGGCGGAGCUGCCCGAGAACAGCCCGCAGGGACACUCGGUGCUGCAGGUUCGAGCCAACGACGCCGACAUCGGCCCCAACGGAGAGAUCGACUACAGCCUCCACCAGGCGUCGGAGGUGGUGCAGAGGCUGCUGCGCAUCGACCGCUCCACGGGCGUCAUCUACGUCAAGGGCCUGAUGGACCGCGAGGAGGAGAGCUUCCUCAAGUUCUUCGUGGUGGCCAAAGACCGCGGGCCCAACUCCAAGAGCUCCAAGGCGCUGGUGACCAUCACGGUCCGGGACCAGAACGACAACGCGCCGGCCGUGGAGAUCCGCGGCAUCGGGCUGGUGACGCACCAGGACGGCGUGGCCAACAUCUCCGAGGACAUGCCCGUCGGCACGGCCGUGGCGCUGGUCCAGGUGUCGGACCGCGACGAGGGCGAGAACGCGGUGGUGACGUGCGUGGUCGCCGGCGACGUCCCGUUCCAGCUGUGGCCCGCCAGCGAGUCGACCAACGACCGGAAGAGGAAGUACUUCCUGCAGACCACGACGGUGCUGGAUUACGAGCGCCUCCGGGAGUACAGGAUCGAAAUCGUGGCGGUGGAUUCGGGGAACCCGGCGCUGUCCAGCUCCAACUCCCUCAGGGUGCAGGUCACGGACGUGAACGACAACACGCCCGUCUUCGCCCCCGCGCGGCUCGAGGUGGACUUCGCCGAGGGCAACCGGCCGGGAGACACGGUGGCGUUCGUCGCGGCGACCGACGCAGACAGCGGCACCAACGCCGAGCUGGUCUACAGCAUCCUGGACCCGCCGGCCGCCCGGCUGUUUGACAUCGAGGCCGACACCGGGGAGAUCCGCGCCAAGAACCUCCUGGACCGGGAGGAGACGGAGCGCUACGAGUUCCGCGUGGCGGCGGCGGACGAAGGCGUGCCCGGCAAAACCGCCACCGCCACCGUGGUGGUCAACGUCCUGGACCGCAACGACAACGACCCCAAGUUCAUGCUGGGCAUCUACAGCUUCUCCGUCAUCGAGAACAUGACUCCGCUCAACCCCGUCGGCGUGGUGACGGUCACCGACGCCGACGAGGGCGAGAACGCCCGGGUGACGCUGUUCGUGGAACCGGACGACGGCAAGUUUGUGAUCCAGAACGGCACCGGGACCAUCCUGUCCAGCAUCUCCUUCGACCGCGAGAAGGAGAGCACCUACACCUUCCGCCUGAAGGCCGUGGACGCCGGCGACCCGCCGCGCUCCUCCUACGUGGGCGUGACCAUCAACGUCCUGGACGAGAACGACAACGCCCCCUACGUCACCAAGCCGGCCAACUCCUCCUACACCUACAUGUCCCCCGUCACGCCGCCGGACAGCGCCGUGGAGGCGGUGGAGGCCGAGGACAUCGACUCCGGGCCCAACGCCGAGCUGGAGUACGCCAUCACGGGGGGGAACCCGUACGGCCUGUUCCACAUCGCGCCCGACAGCGGCGAGAUCACGCUGGUGCAGGAGUUCACCGGCAAGCACAACGGGCUGCACCGCCUGGUGGUGCGCGUCGGCGAUAAGGGCAAGCCCCCCCGCCACACCACGGCGCUGGUGCACGUGUUCGUCAACGACACCAAGUCCAACGUGUCGCUCAUCGAGGCGCUGGUGGGCCACAGCCUCUACACGCCGCUGGACCGCGACAUCGCCGGGGACCCCGACUACGCCCUGGCCCAGCGCAGCAACAUCCUGUACGGCAGCCUGGCGGGGAUCGCCGGCGUGGUCCUGGUCAUCGUGGCCGUGGUGGUCAUCAGACACCGGCUGCAGAAGGACGCCAAGAGCGGCUACCAGGCCGGCAAGAAGGAGAGCAAGGACCUGUACGCGCCCACGCCGGGCGCCAAGGGCGGCAAGGCCAAGCGCAGCCGCAAGGGCAAGGCGCCCCGAGCGGCCAAGCCGCCGCCGGAGGAGGAGGACCCGGAGGCCGGCCCGCAGAAGGGCCUCCCGUUCAGCCACGCGGCCGAGGACGCCGGCGCCGGGCCCCGGAUCCACCUGCCCCUCAACUACCCGCCGGGCAGCCCCGACCUGGGCCGCCACUACCGCUCCAACUCGCCGCUGCCCUCCAUCCAGCUGCAGCCGCAGUCGCCCUCGGCCUCCAAGAAGCACCAGGCGGUGCAGGAGCUGCCGGCCGCCAACACCUUCGUGGGGACGGGCGACAACACGUCCACGGGCUCGGACCAGUACUCGGACUACAGCUACAAGGCCAACCCGCCCAAGUACAGCAAACAGGUAGGAGACCACGACCGCUACUGGGCCCGGCAGCCGCUGUGGUAGCCGGGACUCGUUCGGCCGGCCGGUAUCCCGAGGCCAGAGAGCCCCGCCCCCCCACAGCUGCUUCCAUCUUUGGUUCUGGUUGUGUUCUUCCAUUUG
Molecule: messenger RNA, 3768 nt
Organism: Pseudoliparis swirei
Lineage: Eukaryota; Metazoa; Chordata; Actinopteri; Perciformes; Liparidae
Product: protocadherin-1-like
Exons: 3
Coding region: 640-3672 (1010 amino acids)
Biological process (GO): homophilic cell-cell adhesion
Cellular component (GO): plasma membrane
Molecular function (GO): calcium ion binding
Source: RefSeq, a predicted model, not a curated record